This is a messenger RNA of Aspergillus versicolor CBS 583.65, 1914 nucleotides long. RefSeq lists its product as uncharacterized. The transcript has 2 exons. Gene Ontology annotation, biological process: transmembrane transport; carbohydrate transport. The coding region runs from base 52 to 1692 and encodes 546 amino acids. Gene Ontology annotation, cellular component: membrane. NCBI's taxonomy places the organism in Eukaryota, Fungi, Ascomycota, Eurotiomycetes, Eurotiales, Aspergillaceae. The record is from RefSeq and is a predicted model, not a curated record. Gene Ontology annotation, molecular function: carbohydrate:proton symporter activity.
AACUUCCCCGUUCCCAGCUCUGUUUCGAUAUCACGAAGCAAGAGACGCAGAAUGGCGACUUCUCGUGCUGAAGAUGAGUAUGCAGCCUUACACCACAAUCAACAAGCCGCGCUUUUGAACGAAGCAUGUCAGGCCACCCGCCGCGAACAUGAACUCACCCUACUUCCAUCUCUCAAGCUGUAUCCAAAGGCCGUUGCAUGGUCCAUGUUCUUCUCGUUGGCAAUUAUCAUGGAAGGGUAUGACCUAAAGCUCAUGGGGUCCCUCUUCGCUCAGCCCGCAUUCCGGCAGAGAUACGGACAGCAGCUUACAGAUACUACAUAUCAAAUUCCUGCAUCCUGGCAGGCAGGACUCUCCAACGGUGCUUCAGCCGGAUCGAUCUUGGGCCUGCUUCUGAAUGGUUACGCAUCUGAGAGGUUUGGAUUCCGCCGCACGAUGCAGGCCUCCCUGGCAUUCAUCACAGCCACUAUCUUCAUUCCGUUCUUUGCACCAAGUCUCCAGGUCCUACAGAUUGGCCAGGUGCUUAUGGGCAUCCCCUGGGGGGUCUUCCAGACGUUGACCACCUCAUAUGCUGCUGAAGUGACCCCGACCCAUCUCCGCGCCUAUCUCACCACCUACGUCAACCUGUGCUGGGUAUUUGGACAACUCCUCGCCUCGGGGGUUCUACGGGCUGUCCUUUCUCGAACUGACGAGUGGUCAUAUCGCAUCCCUUUUGCCCUCCAGUGGCUCUGGCCUGUUCCUCUCAUGAUCGGGAUGGUCUUCGCGCCUGAAUCACCCUGGUGGCUCGUGCGAAAGGGCCGAUUGGAAGAAGCCAAAUCAUCCCUUCUACGUCUCACAUCUCCCAGCCGAGCAGCAUUUGACGCCAACCAGGCCAUCGCACUAAUGGUAGUGACGACGGAGAAUGAGCGACAAUCCGGGACAGGAACGAGUUACCAGCACUGCUUCCAAGGGAUAGACCGCCGUCGCACAUCGAUCGCCUGCUGCUGCUGGGGUAUCCAGAUCCUAUCAGGAACAGGCCUCCGCGUCUACUCGACGUACUUCUACGAGCAAGCCGGGCUGCCCACGGAACAGGCCUUCAACAUGUCCAUAGUCCAAUAUGCACUUGGCAUCAUCGGCGUAUUCGUGGCCUGGGCUGCUCUCCCGCGGUUUGGCCGACGCACCCUCUACCUCUACGGCCUGGCCAUCUUGGGUGUGAUCCUGCUAUUCAUCGGCAGUCUGGGUGUCGCCAGGGCUGCUGUUCUUCCCAGUACCACGGGGGGCAACCACGUAUCCGUAUCUAUAUCCUGGGCAAUCGGCUCAAUGCUGCUAGCACACACAUUCAUCUACGACGUCACAAUCGGCCCGGUAUGCUAUGCCCUCGUGGCAGAGAUCCCUUCGGUGCAUCUCCGUUCGAAAUCAAUCGUGCUUGCCCGGAUGACUUAUAACAUCUUGAACAUCGUCAGUAACGGCAUUACGCCGUAUAUGCUGAAUCCGUCGGCGUGGAACUGGGGCGCUAGGGCGGGCUAUUUCUAUGGUGGGACGUGCGUCUUGUCUCUUAUAUAUACCUAUUUCUGUGUUCCUGAGCCUGGUGGGCGUACGUAUGCUGAGCUGGGUAUCUUGUUUCAGAAAAGGACGUCUGCGCGGCGUUUUGCUAGGACUUCUGUUGGGCUUCCGGCUGUGAGGGAGGUGGAUGUAGACAACCAUAAGGAUACGUGAACUGCCGGCAGAAAAGGCUGGAGCAAUAUAUUGAUAUAUCUAGGAGCAUUUCAAAGAUGAAACCGGCUUUAUGUCUACCUAAAGUGAGGAAUCAAGAAGAAGUUGCUGUAAAAUAGAACUGUGUGUACUCUAAUCACCGUAUAAGACCCAAAGCUGGCCAACUUUUGCGAAUAGUCUAGAUUCCAAACAGACUUAGAUACCACAAUAUCAAUCGUUGUGAAC